This is a messenger RNA of Archocentrus centrarchus (flier cichlid), 1297 nucleotides long. RefSeq lists its product as uncharacterized. The coding region runs from base 151 to 852 and encodes 233 amino acids. The record is from RefSeq and is a predicted model, not a curated record. Lineage: Eukaryota; Metazoa; Chordata; Actinopteri; Cichliformes; Cichlidae. The transcript has 6 exons.
ACUAUGCAUGUCUGCCUGCCAUAGAAGCUGUGCGUUAUAAUUACUAUGACUGUUAGAUAUGACACUUUCUUGUUUUUGUGACAUUAAAGCUGUUAAAGGUGCGGCAUAGAGAAAAGGACCAAACAGCACAGGACGCUCAGUACUGUUGGCAUGGAAGACCUUUCAAGAUAUUUGGGCUUCAACAAGACCUUGGCUCUAAUAUGCUGGUUCAUCUUUAUAUUCUUGCAAGCAGAUGGGACGAGAAUCUGCAAGACGGCUGGCAGCCCAGUGACCCUGAACUGCAGCAAUAACUUAAUUAUCAGCUUCACUCAAUUGACAUGGAAAAGGAAUGGGGAUAAUCUGUUCACUUUCAGGUCAGAUGGAACCUCAAACAGCAGCUGUGUAACCUUAAACAGCAGCCAGAAAGCCUCAAACAUCAGAUGUGUAAGGUCCCAUGCAGCUGCCAUACUGAACCUGAACAUGUCCACCUCAGAGAGCCAACUGUAUGCACUAAUCAUAGAGAGUGCCCAGAAAACUCACACAGGAAACUACAGUUGUGAAACCUCCAUGAUUGAAGGAAUUUUGGAGCAAAAAUGGGAGCUUAUAAUUGAUGAUGAUGAUGAAGAAUCUGAAAAUCCUUUUAAAAUCCAUAUUUCUGCAGCAGUUAUUAUACCUUGUGUGUGUUUCCUGAUCUUCAUUAUUACCGUGUUGAUCAUUCUGACAGGAGUCUGCAAACGAUGUUCGCAAAAUACCAAAUCUCCCUCUGUAAUAAAGGGCCAGCAAGAAGAUAUUUAUGAAAACACCUUGGAACUUGAAGCUCACCACCGACGUAGCCAAAUUCAGGUUCAACCUUACAAAUACAGGGCUGAGUGACACGAAUCACGUACAGUAGAUGAAGACAUCAAUUCUUUUUAUAUCUUGGCUCUCCGGUUAAAUGUACUUAAAGCUACAUUUCUUGGCUACUUAAACACCUGUCAUAAUGUGUAAUCACAACAGUUGCCACAUGUCAGUUUGUGGAGCUCUUAAAGUACUGAGUGAAAUAAACCUUUACCUGCUGGAUGCAUGCUUACACAUUCAUUUGUAACUGUGCAAUCACAACUUACAGAAUGUCAUCUUAGGCUGCUCGCUUAGUAAAGUGAACACGUUACAGCUUCACUGAAAGAAAGAGGGCUGUCUGACUCAGGGUGUGUGUGUGUGUGUGUGUGUGUGUUUGUGUGUGUGUGUGUGUAUGUGUGGGUGUGGGUGUGUCUUUUUUGAGCAGUUGACUGCUGAGAAAGUUGACUUUUAUUUGAAAUUCUUAAAAUGUGACCUUCCUGAA